Anguilla rostrata (American eel) is the source of this 3700-nucleotide messenger RNA. RefSeq names its product procollagen galactosyltransferase 1-like. The record is from RefSeq and is a predicted model, not a curated record. The transcript is spliced from 12 exons. NCBI's taxonomy places the organism in Eukaryota, Metazoa, Chordata, Actinopteri, Anguilliformes, Anguillidae. Gene Ontology annotation, molecular function: procollagen galactosyltransferase activity.
GAGGCGUUUCAUUUCAUUUGUGUCUGUGGUCAGUAAAUUGAGUGGAUCCGUUCCCAGUUCUCCCUGUGUAGCUACUGUACCUUUCACCCGCCAGCGUUGAAGCUCCUCUGCUCUACGACUCUCCGUCUGCGAUGCUGCGUUUCUCCUUGCUCUCUUGUUUAACGCUGUCGAUUCUCAUUCACCGGCCCGUCCAUGGAUACUUCUCCGAGGAGCACUGGAGUCCGGAAUCUCCGCUGCUCGCUCCGCGGGUGCUCAUCGCUAUGAUCUGCCGCAACUCGGCGCACUCCUUACCGCAUUUCCUGGGUACUAUCGAUCGCUUGAAUUAUCCGAAGGACCGUAUUGCUCUCUGGGUGGCGACAGACCAUAAUGUAGACAACACAACCGUGAUCCUGCGAGACUGGCUAAUCCAGGUACAGAAUCUCUAUCAUUAUGUGGAGUGGAGACCUCUGGAGGAGUCCAGGGGUUUUGGGGACGAGACGGGGCCGAAGCAGUGGACGAGCCAGCGCUACGAGCACGUGAUGAAGCUGCGGCAGGCGGCCCUGGAGACGGCCCGCGAAAUGUGGAGCGACUAUUACCUGCUGGUGGACUGUGACAACCUGCUGACCCAUCAGGACGUGCUGUGGAAGCUCAUCAGGGAGAAUAAGACCAUAGUGGCUCCUAUGCUGGAAUCCAGAGCAGCCUACUCUAACUUCUGGUGCGGGAUGACCUUGCAGGGCUACUACAAGCGGACUCCGGCGUACAUGCCCAUCAGGAAGCAGCUGAGGAAGGGCUGCUUCGCCGUUCCCAUGGUGCACUCCACCUUCCUGGUGGACCUGCGCAAGGAGGCGUCCCGCCAGCUGGCCUUCCACCCGCCGCACCCCGACUACACCUGGGCCUUCGAUGACAUCAUCAUCUUCGCGUUCUCCGCGCGCAUGGCAGAGGUGCAGAUGUUCCUGUGCAACAGAGAGAAUUAUGGGUACUUUCCCGUCCCCCUGCGGUCCCACAGCUCUCUGCGGGACGAGUCCGACAGCUUCCUUCACACCGUGCUGGAGGUCAUGGUGCGAUCUCCCCCUCUGGAGCCCACCAGCCACAUUUCUGUCCACCCCAAACAGCCUGACAAGAUGGGCUUUGACGAGGUGAGGGGGAUGGGGGGGCGGGGGGGGGUAGGCUAAGAAUAAAUGAUAAGAAGGAGGCGCACGGCCGGAGGGCUGAUGCUGCGCAGCCUUUACGAGCAGGAGAUCGCCUGCAAGGUCAUCACGGCCGUGGAUGCGCUGAAUAUGAGUCUGAUUCAGGCCAUGGGGAUUGAGAUGCUUCCAGGGUAUAGUGACCCCUACCACGGUCGGCCGAUCACCAAGGGAGAGAUGGGCUGCUUCCUCUCCCACUAUAACAUCUGGAAGGAGAUUGUGGAGCGAGGCCUCAAGACCUCCCUGGUGAUUGAGGAUGACCUUCGCUUCGAGGUCUUCUUCAAGCGUCGCCUUCAGAACCUGAUGCACGAGGUGGAGAGCCAAGGCUUGGACUGGGAUCUUAUAUAUGUUGGAAGGAAGCGCAUGCAGGUGGAUCACCCCGAGAGGUCUGUGCCCAAUAUCCACAGCCUCGUGGAGGCCGACUACUCCUAUUGGACGCUGGGCUACAUGAUGUCACUGCAAGGUGCCAGGAAGCUUCUGGAGGUGGAGCCUCUGAGGAGGAUGCUGCCGGUGGAUGAGUUCCUUCCCGUCAUGUACAACAAGCAUCCAAUCUCUGAGUACAUGGAGCCGUUCGAGCGGCGGGACCUGAAGGCCUUCUCGGCGGAGCCCCUGCUGGUGUACCCCACCCACUACACGGGCGACGAGGGCUACGUCAGCGACACGGAGACGUCCACGGUGUGGGACGACGAGGAGGCGCGCACGGACUGGGACCGCGCCCGCUCGCGGAAGACCCAGGAGCAGGAGGAGCUGAGCUCCGACGCCCAGAACAGCGACGUGCUCCAGUCCGCCCUCGACAGCACCGCGCGCGACGAGCUAUGAGGGAGGGGGGGAGGGGGGGGGCGGGGAGAGGGAGAGGGAGGGAGGGAAAGACACGCAGGGGGAGAGGACAAGGGGCGAGCAGGGAGGGGAGGAUGGAAAUGGCAGAGAGAGAGAGGGAGGGAGAUUGACGGAGAAAUAUGGCGAGGAGGAGAAGCAGGAAAAGGGGGUUGGGAAGAUUAAUCAAUGCUGUGAUUGGGUAGCAGGAGGGUGCGGGACAGACAGACGGGACAAACAGACACAUGGGAUGGGACUGUCUUCAGUAGGCACCGAUGAGGUGGGAUUGUGGUGGUUUAGGGGUUGGAAGGAGAUUCCAGUCUCUUUAUGCAUUUUUCCCCAAGGACUGCUGGGAUUGUUUCCUGGGUGCACACAACUCAUUCCUCUCAUUUAAUCUCCUUUUUUAAAUCCAGAGUUGGUUUGUGCCUCCCGCAGACCAGGAGGUUUGUGAAGUAAAAAAGCAAGGAAACAAAGUGUCCCUUUUUUAAUUUUCUUAAAAUCUUAGGUUCUUCUUUUUUAAAAAUAUUGUUUUUACAGAUUUCUUUUAGAAAAAUGUUUUCCCCUUUUUAUCAUUUAAAAAAAAUAAUUUCUGAACAUCAGUGUUUGGGAUUGAUCCACCCUUUGCACGGUUAGAACUGCAGCGUGAAAAGAGCCAUCUGAUUGUACUUACAGUGGAAUGCAUGCAGCACUCUGAUUGGAUACUGGCAAGAAGGAACCAGUCCCAUUGGAUCAGUGGAAUAUCAGCAAUGUUUGAUUGGGCCAGAUGUAAUGAAAUUGCAGGGGAGUGACCAAUCCCUCUGCUGCUCGGGACCAAAAGAAGGGCCAUCAUAUUCAGAGCCUUUCAGAUUGAAUUAUUAUUAUUUUGUUUCUGUUUUCUUCUGCUAUUUAUAUUUGUGUUCAGUUUGUCAGUGGGGCAGACUGAUUAGUGGUGUGUGUGACCAAAUCUACAGAACUGACUAGCAAGUCCCACGCUCCCACUUCCUGUGAGCUGAAAUGGCACUUCCUUUAUGACCUCUGACCCCUUGGGGAGGUAAUCUUGAGGUAAACGUUCAUGCUAGAGGUCCUCCAGGGUCUACUCUCACACUCACUCAUUCACACAUUCACAGACAUACUGUCUCUCACACACACACUCACACGCGCACACACUGAUUCUCUAAUGCUCACUCAUUUGUACACACACACACACACACACAUUCACUCACACACUCGUACACAUUGCGUUAUAUUGCAUGACAUUCAUUGGGCAACUAUCAAAGGAUCGGGUCCAUUUUGAGUAAAGUCUGUUUUUUAUUUAUUUUACCUCAGGUCCGAUCUUGUUCAGGUAAGAGUUUAACAUAACAUAACAUAAUGACGAGAAUGGCACAUUCAGCCAAAAAAUGCUUGCCGUUUUCUCUGGUGUAGUUUGGGUCAGGAAUGACGUUGUUUGAACCUGUGAUGACCUCCAUCUUUAGCCAGGAGCAUGCUGGGGUUUCCUGACUCUGGGAGGGCUUGUAUCCCUGGAGUUCUGCUUUUCCUGUCUGUGAACUGAUCUCAGAAAUGUAAAGAAAUCCAGUGAGAAUGUUGUUGGAUUGUAGCGUUGUAGCCCCCCACCUGGUGAAGUGCGGAGAGUUCGGAGAAGUGGUUGAGGAGGUGGGUAUCCAAAAAUCACUUACUCAAACCCCCUCCUUCUUCCAAAAUGUGCCUUUUGGUGUAAAGAACUUUAAAAAUAUAUUUUUUAAACCAGA